Molecule: messenger RNA, 4322 nt
Organism: Phoenix dactylifera (date palm)
Lineage: Eukaryota; Viridiplantae; Streptophyta; Magnoliopsida; Arecales; Arecaceae
Source: RefSeq, a predicted model, not a curated record
GAAUGUUAUUUCUGACCCUUCCAGUCCUUCCUCAGGUACGCUCUCGCUUCUUUUCUGGUCCAUAAAAGCAAACACCUUUCCGUUCCCAUCCCCUCCCCCGCGUCCAACCAUGGCGCUCUCCCUCUCCGAUCUCUCCUUCGGCCCCUCCAAGCCAUCGCUCGGGGGAUUCGGCCCCGAUCUCUCCCGCUGCCGCCACCUCCGCCCCUCCUCCCUCGACCACCGCCUCCCCGCCGACCCUUCCCUCUCGCUCCGCCACUUCAAGAAGAGGAAGAGCCCGAGGAGAAACGGGGACUGCUCGGCUGGCGGCGUUUGUUGGUUCGCGAACGUUAUCACGGCGUCGGCGGACUACUACUCGACUCUCGGAGUUCCCCGGUCCGCUAACAACAAGGAGAUCAAGGCCGCCUACCGAAUAUUAGCUCGCCAGAACAUAGAAAGAUAAGACAGACGGGUCCAUGAACAAAGAUGGUGGAAUUAUAACAGCGAGAAACGCCUCACGCCAAAGUCCAGCCAUGUUGAUAGGACAGUCACAAUCAACCAUGCUGCCUCUGCUAUGAUUCUUCCCCUAACAGCAUUUUAGUAAGACAAAGAAACAAGGUUGUGUAUGUGAAUCGUUCCAUCAGAACAGCCAACUGCAACUACAUCCCAUGCAGGCGAUGCAACACAGCAACAAACAGAUGAAUUCCAGCCUGUGAAUUCAUAAAGUUUUUUCUUGGUGCUGAUGUUCCACAAUUGCAAUGGACCUUCUUGGCUACCAAUGGGCCUGACAGUUUAAGCUUAAAGAAGGGUCCUUCCUCAAAGACAGGGUCUUUGAAUCUUCAUUGGAAGGAUCCACGGUGCCUCACAGUUUCCAAUUCUCUCAAGAGUAUCGAGAGCUUCCCUUCUCAAAAGAUGGCAAUGAUCUUAGAUGCUUUCGUGAAAAGAUACAUGAACAAACUUGCAGAUUUUGUAGAAGGUGAGGCAUCAAUCAUUCUCAACGUGAAGGAUGAGCUCCAGAAGCUUCAGAGAAGACUGGAAAGGAUCGGAGGUUUUCUUGAACAUGCAGAGCGGAAGAGGCAUAUAGACCCAAACAUCAGUAAUUGGGUGAGGGAGUUGAAAGAUAUCAUGUAUGAUGCGGAUGAUAUCAUCGACCUUUGUAUCAUCGAAGGCAGCAAAUUAUUGGAAAGCCGCCAGUCCAUUUCUGCGGUACGCCAUCCCUUCCCUUUAUUUUCUUGCUUCGGUUGUAUGAAGUUCUGCUAUGAAAUUGGUGACAAAAUUAGAGAUCUUAAUAAGAGGCUGGAAGAGAUUACAGAUUAUAGAUCAAUAUUUCCUAAUCUAGGAAACCCUAACCAAUAUGUCCAAGAGAGCGGAGUGAAUCCUCGUCAGACUUUUCCAAUUGAGUCCAAUUCUGAUAUCGUAGGGACACAAAUUGAAGAGGCUACCCAGAGUCUUGUAGAGUCGGUGGUCAAAGAAGAAAAACAAAAAAUCUGGAUUUUGGGGAUUGUUGGGAUGGGUGGAAUCGGCAAAACUACUCUCGCUUCUAAUAUAUACAAUGAUGAAAGAAUAAAAGAAAACUUUCCUAUACGAGUAUGGGUGUGUGUUUCCAAGAUUUUUUCAGAGACAAGGUUGCUGCAAGAGAUAAUUAGGAGCGCAGGUGGAAACUAUGGGCAGGCUGAGACGAAGGCUGAACUCAUACCCUUUCUUUCCUCUGUUCUUUCAAGAAGGUUCAUUGUUGUAUUAGAUGAUAUAUGGAGAGCAAAUGUAUGGGAGGAUCUACUCAGAUAUCCUUUUGAAAGUGCAACGGCUGGUGGUAGGAUUGUGAUCACCACUCGAGACAUAAAUGUGGCUAAGAAUAUGAGAGCACGGGUCCACUAUGUUGACAAAAUGGGUAGUGAUGAAGGCUGGAUAUUGUUCUGCAAGAAAGUCUUUAGAGAUGACGAGAAGGAAGAGAUCAUUAAUUUAAAAAAAAUUGGCAUGAAAAUUGUUGACAAAUGUGAUGGUCUUCCUCUUGCAAUCAAGACCAUUGCAGGAGUUUUAAGGUCGAAGGAGAGAACCAGCAUAGCAUGGAAUAACGUUCUCAGAAGUGAUGCAUGGUCUAUGAGCCGACUUCAGACAGAACUUCCAGGAGCCUUAUUUUUAAGCUAUGAAGAUUUAUCAUCUGAUCUUAAACAAUGUUUCCUUUUUUGCUCGUUAUAUCCUGAGGACCGUCGGAUGAGUCGUAAUGAUCUUGUUCGAUACUGGUUGGCCGAAGGUUUUGUAAAAUCACAAGGAGAUGUAUUGUUAGAAGAUUUAGCAGAAGAUUACUAUAAAGAGUUGAUUUGCAGGAAUCUUUUACAUCCAGUUCCUACAAACACAGAUCAGAGUUGGUGCACAAUGCACGAUCUGCUACGUUCUCUUGCUCAGUUUUUGAUAGGAGAUGAGAGUGCUGUUGUUGGUGAUGGAAAAACGUGCACCACGAACCCCUUGACCAAGCUUCGUCGCUUGUCAAUUUCAAAUAUCGGAGAGAGGCUAGAAAUCCCUGAUGCAGUGAAGAAGCAGAAUUGCUUGAGGACUCUAAUUGUCUGGAGUAGUCCCAAAACAAAGAUAAUUGAGCAUGAAUUUGGAAGACUCAGGCAGCUACGAGUUUUGAACUUGAACGAUAUUGAACUGGAGAGCCUUCCUGACUCUAUUGGAAACCUGUUACAUUUAAGGCACUUGGAUCUUGAUCGAACGAAUGUCAAAAAGUUACCAGAGUCUAUCGGACGCCUUCAAAAUCUGCAGACAUUGAGUCUCUCAGGCUGUCAAUUCUUGCACAUGCUUCCCAAGGCCAUCACAAAUUUGUGCAAACUAAGAUGCCUUCGCCUCGGUGGAACUCCGUUGAGCCAUCUCCCAAGAGGAAUAGGCAAACUGACACAUCUCAACAAUCUUCGAGGAUUUGUGGUCGGUGAUGAUGGUGGCGAGCAAAACCAGGGGUGCGAUUUGGAGGAGCUACAAUCUCUAUCCCAGCUGAGAGCGCUGCGGAUAGAUAGGUUAGAAAGGUCACGAGCAGGAGCUUCAGUGCUUGCAAACACCUGCUUCCUUAGAAGAUUGUAUUUGCACUGGCAGCCACCCGAAGCUGAGAACAAUCAGCCACGAUGUGGAGAGGACGCAAUCCAAAAUGUGAACAAGAUAUGCAACGACCUUUCUCCUCUAUCCAGCCUAGAAGUGCUUAAGUUCUACAACUUCUUUGGUAGUGGGUUUCCCGGCUGGUUAAUGUCAUCCUUAUUGGGUGCCUCCUUUCCUCACCUGGCAUUCUUGCACCUUGUUGCUUGUAAAUCAUCUCCCCAACUUCCUCCGCUGGGCCUAUUGCCCCAACUAAAAUUCCUUCGGAUUUCAGGAGCAGACGCAAUCGUAACAGUCGGACCCGAGCUUCUUGGUCACUGUGCCUCAGCAAUAACUGCAUUUCCUAGGCUUGAAUACCUGCAAAUCUGGCACAUGCCCAAUUGGAAAGAAUGGUCGUUUGGCGUGGUGGAAGAGGUUGGCGAUGAAAUAAGAGGAGCCUCUAAGCUGUUGCCGCAUCUCAAGUCCCUACAGCUAAAGGACUGUCCCGAGUUAAUAGCUCUUCCGAAAGGUCUGGGCCAUGCCACCAACUUGCAGAAAUUGAGAAUUGUGGGCGCCCACAACCUGAGAGAAAUCAAGAACCUUCCCUUCUUAACUGAGGAACUCUACAUUGGGAGAAACCUGAGGUUGGAAAGAGUAUCCAACUUUCCCUUGCUGAAAUCUUUGCAAAUAGUGAAUUGUUCGAGGUUACAGCACGUGGAGAAUUUUGAUAUGCUGCAAUUCCUGGGCCUGGAACAUCCUUCUACAGUACAGGGGACCUCAGAGAUAGCCUCGCUGGAGUGCCUCACAGACGUUUCCAAUAAUUUUGAUGAACAAAUAGAGCACCUCCCACUGUGGUUAUUGGACCUACUCGGGCAGCAUCAAAAUGCUCCAAUUGCAAUGCAGAACCUCAGAAAAUUUAUACUGAGAUGCAGCUCACCAUUAUUUGAGAGCUUUCGUAAGGAUGCACCAAAUCGGCCCAUCAUUCAGUGGAUCCCUGAGGUCUGGAUCGAAGACAUAGAUGGUCCCUUUCGGAUACGGUGUACCAACCAACGUGCAACCACAAGAGUUUGCACGUGAGCUCUCUUGAGCAAGUUACAAUUUCGUGCGGAUUUAGCAGUUGGGAUGGACUUGCUCAGUGUUUUUACCUUUUUUUCGUCAUGUAAACUUUGUAUUGGACUUGGAUAUCUACUCUGUAAUUUCUGUUUCCUUGUGUUUUGAUGGUAUUAUAUCAUUAUCCUGAAUGUAACCUUAAGAAUUCGUAUGCAAUAAAUCAUGAUUUCAUUCAC